UAUGGAUGGUCAAAAAUAUAUUCCGACUUGCGCAAUAAUUAGUUUAGACGUGUACCUCCAUGUCUAUGAUUACAGCAACAACGUGGGUGCCGCGCGGACAUGCGGCGCCCUUCCCCAACAAAUAUGAAUUCGACGAGGAGGAAUAUAAUCGCAUUGCAGAAAUGGCAAAAUUACAGCUAGAUGAUGCCAAAGAGGAUUUGGCAGAAGCAGAGGAACAGAAUUUGGAGGCGAGUGAAGAGCAAAUGGAUACAGAGGAGAAGCCAAAGAGCAAAAAGAAGAGCAAGGGCGACAAAUCGAAUGGCGCAUCAGAGAAGGACGAAGAUCUCGAUGACGAUCUGAAAGAAUACGAUCUCGAACACUACGAUGACGACGAGGAGGAUCGAGAAGGAGACGGCGACACCAUGGGUAUGUUUGGCAACAUAAAAAAGCUAGUCUACCACGAGUCCAACGCCGACGAUCCCUACAUUACGCUGAAAGAUGACCCUGAAGAUGACGAAGAUCGGGAAGAGCUGCAGAUUUUGGCAACAGACAAUCUGGUCCUUGCCGCGCGAAUAGACGACGAAGUUGCUCAUCUGGAAGUCUAUGUCUAUGAAGAUGAAGCCGACAACCUUUACGUCCACCACGAUAUCAUGCUGCCCGCUAUACCGCUGGCUGUGGAGUGGCUAGACGUCCCGGUUGGUAAAGGGGCAUCAAGUGUUGAGAACGCCAAAGGUAACUAUGUCGCUAUUGGCACGAUGGAUCCGGACAUCGAGCUGUGGGACCUCGACACUAUCGACUGCAUGUAUCCGAAUGCCAUUCUUGGCGAGGGCAACAGCAGCAACACGAAGAACAGUACGACACCCAAGAAGAAAAAGAAGAAGUCCAAAAAGCCAAACGACACACACCACGUCGACGCCGUCCUCUCCCUCGCUGCCAACCGCUCUCACCGCAACCUCCUCGCCUCGUCCUCCGCCGACACCACCCUCAAGCUCUGGGACCUCUCCACCACCACCUGCGCCCACUCCUACACCCACCACACCGACAAAGUAUGCACCCUCGCCUGGAACCCCAAUACCCCAACAGUCCUCCUCUCCGGCUCCUACGAUCGCACUGUCGUCGCCUCGGACAUGCGCGCCCCGACCGCCACACCCCCGCGCUGGGGCGUGGAAUCCGAUGUCGAGACAGUGAAAUGGGACCCGCACGCCGAGCACACAUUUUACGUCACCACCGAGUCCGGCAUGGUGCACUACUUCGAUGCCCGCGUCGCGCCCAGCACACCCGCGAAGUCAAAACCCCUCUGGACUCUACAAGCCCACGAGGACGCCGUUGCCUCGUUCGAUGUCAACCCCGUGAUCCCAGGGUUCCUGGCCACGGGCUCGGCGGACAAGACAGUUAAGCUGUGGAACGUGCAUCCGGAGACGGGACCGAGCAUGGUUGUCAGCCGCGACGUCGGCGUGGGCAAGGUGUUUGCAACGAGCUUUGCGCCGGAUGCGGAGGUUGGGUUUCGGCUUGCUGUGGCGGGGAGUCAGGGGGCGGUGCAGAUCUGGGAUACAAGUACGAAUGCUGGGGUGAGACGUGCGUUCGCGAGCAGGGUUGCGCCGUUGAAGGAAGGCGUCGAGGUCAAGGAGCGGAUGGUCGGUGUUGCGGAGAGCGAUAGUGAUAGCGAGAGCGGGAGUGAUGAGGAAGAUGAAGGAGCGCAGGACGGGUGGGAGAGUAUGGACGAGGACUAGAUAUAUAAAGAGAGGAAAUCAAAAGUUCAAUUGAUACCCGCUGUUAGUUCUCAGCAUACUACUACCUACGUAUUAGAUGUUGUGAACGUGAAACGACACAUGGUAUAUGAGGACGUAGCCCCUGGACGACUAGAGCCGUAUGCUCGAGCAGAAUACAGAGAGUUUAU
This is a messenger RNA of Pseudovirgaria hyperparasitica, 1876 nucleotides long. RefSeq names its product WD40 repeat-like protein. The coding region runs from base 60 to 1709 and encodes 549 amino acids. Gene Ontology annotation, molecular function: protein binding. Lineage: Eukaryota; Fungi; Ascomycota; Dothideomycetes; Acrospermales; Acrospermaceae. Gene Ontology annotation, biological process: rRNA processing. The transcript is spliced from 2 exons. Gene Ontology annotation, cellular component: nucleus. The record is from RefSeq and is a predicted model, not a curated record.